Molecule: messenger RNA, 1353 nt
Organism: Candidula unifasciata
Lineage: Eukaryota; Metazoa; Mollusca; Gastropoda; Stylommatophora; Geomitridae
Source: the annotation of a GenBank genome assembly
AUGAAUAACACCGACAGUCCAGCGUUAGGUAACAUGCAGGAAACUGAUGCAGCUUCAGAAGGAUGUUCUGUUCCAACUCUAGAUCAAGCUUCUGUGAAUGCUAAAGUUUCAGAUCAUAGUGUUUCAGCAGAUGUAGCAGAAGAGUUUACUUGCUCAGUCUGCUUCCUCCUCCUUGUGCAGCCCACCACCCUAACUUGUGGUCACACACUGUGUCGUGAUUGUUUGGCCAGAUGGUACUUUACAUCUCUUAGGAAAACAUGUCCUUUGUGUAACCAGUCAUUUCAAGGGCACCCUUUGAUUAAUACUUCCAUCAGAAACAUGAUCACCAAAAUGUUCCCGCUCCAACUGGAGGAGCGAGAGAAAGAACUGGCAAAACAUCACAGUAACAUCACAAAGUUUGAUAAAGAACUGAUGCAAGAGACGAAUCAUAAACCAGACGAGGCUCAAGGUGGUGGAGGUUGUGGGUCUUUUUGUGCGGGUGCUGCACUUGUCAUCUGUGCUUUUCUUAUUGCUUACAUCGCCUGGUACUGGCAGCACAGUGCAACUAACCUGCUGGUCCUGAAACCUGUACAGUUCUGGAGAAGCCAGGAUGUGGUACUGUGGCUGGAAGAUAUGCCCUGGGCUAGCAGCUAUGCAAACAUGAGCAGGGAGAACAGCAUUGAUGGCAAUAUGCUGCUGUCGAUGGAUGGAGAGUCAUUAACCCAGCUUCUCAAUGUGACAGACGCAACACACAGGAGAGCGCUUCUCUUUGCAAUAAACAGGCUCAAGCACGAAGGGGUCAAAGUGCCGUCUUCUCUGUGGGAAUAUAAGGCACUUUAUCCGGCGCAGUGCCAGUUUCUGGUUCAUGGGAUGAAGGGUUUUCCUCGGACUGCUCUUUUCUACAUGUGGAUGUAUUACUAUGAUGAAUUGUUUUUGCCUUUCGCUAUGGCGACUAUACCUUCAGUGAGUCAUGAGGGAAACGUCUCCAUUCCACUUAUACCAGAACAGGGCCUCAGCAUGUCACAGUGGACAAGCUUUAUAUUCUAUGCAGUGGUAUUGCCACAUUGGCUUGUGGUGUUACUGGCCUAUCAGAUGUUCUCUCACUAUUUCAUCACCCCGAUCAUCGUCAUUGGUACCGCAGCCAUGUACCAGGUAUGGGAGAUCGUCGAGUGGAUCAUACUAUACAAGCAAUGUUUAUCCACCUACUUGAAGCUCUACGUCAAACAAAUGAUGCAAUUGGUCAUUUUUAUGGUGAUCUGGCCAGUUAUUCCAUGGUUUAUUUGCGAUGCAAUAUUCUACAUUUCCUUGUAUUUGUGGCCAUUCUACGCGUUUCAGUUUGCUCUUUACCAUCUAAAAGUGCUGAUCAAUUUAUAA